UGACGGGUCGUGGGAUCACGGGUCGUUCAUCUUGCGGUCUUUCGUGGCUACCUCGACGUUGUCUCCUUUCUUGUAGAAGUUGGGGCCAACCCAAAUCAGCUCUUGACGGAAACUGGGAAAACUGUAAAAACUGUAUUGCAUCUUGCAGCUCAAGGAGGGCAUGUUGACAGACCACCGCGGGUUGACGCCGUUGCAUUGCGCGGCAGAGAAAGGCGAUCUUGACAUUGUGCGGCAUAUGGCAGCUCACUGGGGCCGUGACGUUGUCCAUUUUCUUGUUGAGUCUGGCACAAAUCAUUGCGCAACAACACGUGGAAGGACUGCUUUGGAUGCGGCAUCCGAACGUGGCAACACCUACUUGUCUGAGUUCGAGGCAGAAUCACCCCGCAGGAAAGUCCGAAGAGUAAGCAGCCCGGAUAGACAAAGUAAGCAGCCCACAUCAGGAACGACAGAUGAGAUUGGUGACUCUGUGAUUUCCAGUUUCCAACAUGUAUUGUUUUGGCAACUUGGACUUCCACUUUGGCAAGCCUUCAACACCUUUGCUUCCAACACCUUUGCUCAAUGGCAAAAUCAGUGGUGCUACGAAGAAAUCCACGCUGCAUCUGGCAGCUCGGGGCUGGACGUGGUCCGCUGGUGGCGGUGACAAAGAUCGGACAGGAGUGGAGCAAUUCCUCGACAUGCCUCGACCACACAGGGAAUAGUUGCAAAA
Messenger RNA from Cladocopium goreaui, 706 nucleotides. Lineage: Eukaryota; Dinophyceae; Suessiales; Symbiodiniaceae. The record is from the annotation of a GenBank genome assembly.